CGCUGCCCUUGCUGGAUCAAUUCUGGCACAAGCCUCUUGUGACAUUGUUUAAGCUUCAGCUGAGAGCUUCAAGAAGGGGACUUGAGGUUUUCAUUCAACGCUAACGUUUUUAACGGAUGCCUCUCUCCCUCGCAGCUCCGGAUGUCCUGGCUCAUCCGUGGGGUUUUGAGAGGAAACGUAUCCCUGGUGCUGGUGGAGAACAAGACUGGGAAGGAACAAAGCCGAACAGUCUGGCAUGUCACCACCGAUGAAGGCUUAAGCCUGUGGCAGUGGACAGUGUUGUCGCUCCUUGAUGUGACUGACAGGUUCUGGUUGCAGAUAGUCACGUGGUGGGGUCCAGGAUCCAGGGCAACAGUGGCAUUUGACAACAUUUCCAUCAGCCUCGACUGCUACCUCACUAUCAGUGGUGAGGAUAAAAUGUCCUCGAAUGCAGCACCCAAAUCCAGAAAUCUGUUUGAGAAAAAUCCAAACAAGGAACCAAAAUCCUGGGCAAACAUAUCAGGACCGACUCCCAUCUUCGAUCCUACAGUUCACUGGCUGUUCACCACAUGUGGGGCCAGCGGACCCCACGGCCCCACACAGGCCCAGUGCAACAACGCCUACCAGAACUCCAACUUGAGCGUGGUGGUGGGCAGCGAAGGGCCCUUGAGAGGCAUCCAGAUUUGGAAAGUGCCAGCUACCGACACCUACAGCAUCUCGGGCUAUGGAGCAGCUGGUGGGAAAGGUGGGAAGAACACCAUGAUGCGGUCCCACGGUGUGUCUGUCCUGGGCAUCUUCAACCUGGAGAAAGAUGACAUGUUGUACAUCCUUGUCGGCCAGCAAGGAGAGGAUGCCUGUCCCAGGGCGAACCAACUGAUCCAGAAAGUCUGUGUCGGCGAGAACAACGUGAUAGAAGAAGAGAUCCGAGUGAACAGAAGCGUACAUGAGUGGGCAGGAGGAGGAGGAGGUGGGGGUGGAGCCACCUACGUGUUUAAGAUGAAAGACGGAGUGCCCGUGCCCCUGAUCAUUGCGGCCGGCGGUGGCGGCAGGGCGUAUGGGGCCAAGACAGACACGUUCCACCCAGAGAGACUGGAGAAUAACUCCUCAGUUCUAGGGCUGAACGGCAAUUCCGGAGCCGCAGGUGGUGGAGGCGGCUGGAAUGAUAACACUUCCUUGCUCUGGGCCGGAAAGUCUUUGCUGGAGGGUGCCGCUGGAGGACAUUCCUGCCCCCAGGCCAUGAAGAAGUGGGGGAGGCAACGCAGCAUCAAACAAUGA
Messenger RNA from Peromyscus leucopus (white-footed mouse), 1254 nucleotides. Its product is annotated as ALK tyrosine kinase receptor-like. Gene Ontology annotation, cellular component: membrane. Lineage: Eukaryota; Metazoa; Chordata; Mammalia; Rodentia; Cricetidae. The record is from RefSeq and is a predicted model, not a curated record. The coding region runs from base 142 to 1254 and encodes 370 amino acids. The transcript is spliced from 9 exons.